AUGAAUCUAGUCGACAACAAACUUCUCAUUGAACUUCUUGAAAGUUUGACAGGUUCGGAGUGCAAUGUCACAGAGACACGAGAUGUUCUUUUGGCACGCUGUCUUAACGCAUCGUCGCAGGAACUUAAAGAAUUUUUCGACGAACUUUUAGAGCUCCUAUAUCAAUAUCCUGACAUUUAUAUACCAGCUUUAAAAACAUACCUUUCUUAUCUUUAUGAGCUGUCUUCGUGUAAUAGUGUGCAUUCAAAUUUUGUUUCGAUGCUGAUCACUAAUGUGAUGAUUAGCAAUUUACACUAUUCAGGUACUCCAGAAUUCGAGGAACUUUUUCGUCUCUGCAUUGAGAUCCUUUGGGAGGUUUCAAACAAUAAGACAGCAAUUCAGACGACUGAACGCGUUUUCAGUGAAAUUUUGGAUGCACAUGGUGUUUUCGGCGUUUGGAUCUCAGGCAGACCUGGUUGCUAUUGUAUAAAGCGAAUUCUGUUCCAUUUUAAAAUGAUAGAGAAAAUUGCAAAUAAUAAAAUACUUAGAGCAGUAGAUAUGAUUGCAUCUCUCAUGGAGAACUGUUCAGAUCACAGGAACGACACAUCAAAAUUGCCUGAAAGACUUUUCGAAUACAAAGCGUGCACGGAAUUGUUGAAAACUCUUGGAAGUUAUCAGGAUGCAGAACGCGCAGUCUUAUUGGAUGCUAAAAAGAACUUUUAUUUGCCAGAACUAAAUGACAUGAUUAAACUUGAUAAAAAAGAAUCUGUACCUCAAAAUCUGAAUAGAGGAUACGACACCAUCAAGUCCGUGAUAUCGGUUAAAAACUUACCUCUCACAAUUCAAGAUGAACAAAAUUUUACCUUCUUAGGAAUGAAAGCUCCACAAAAAUCAUCUGAAUUAACCAACUCAAUAAGAGCUCUUGAGCAACGAAAAAUAGAUUUAUUCAAGGUUUUAAUUGAAUUCUUUCCGUGUAAAAGUUGCCACAUACGAGCUCUUGUUUACUUCUCACCUGAUAGAUAUUCUUCGCUUGCAAGUGAAAAUGAAUCUGUAGAUUUAAAUUAUGCACCGAUUCUGUCGGACCGUCGACUUCCAUUUGAAUUUAGCGACGACGACAAGCUGGGACCAUGGGAUGUCUUGCUUAGUGAAGAUGCGAUCAAUGAUAUGCGGAGUUUAGAAUCCCCUCAAAUGAUUAAAGCAGUUAUGAAAAAAUUUGGAUAUAUAUCUUCUGGAAAAUGGGAUCAGUAUGAGCUCCGACACAGAGUUGUCAACUCUAAUUCUGUAGAAGUCUAUGAAAUGGUGCUCCCCGAUCAAAAGGGGCUGAGAAUUCUCUGGCAAGUUGACAGUCGGUUCUCUACACGUAAGCAAUCACUUGCACAGGUUGUGAAAAUAUGGACUGUCACUGAAAGCCAAGAACAGAUCCGCGAAGUGUUAGAAAACCUUGAAAUAGCUCAUCAAGUUUAUACUAUGGAGCAUAGGCAACAAUGCAUGACACAGAGAAAUAAAAAAGGCAUUAUUUUGCCAUUAACUUUUGGGAAUGAGAAGCCAAAGUCCACUAACGAUAGUUUAUAUGACCAUCAAGUUGAUGAUGAGAGGUUAAUAAAAGUACACAAAAUGCUUGUUACGAACAAGUUUAUUCCUUUAUCAAAGAAUUUGUUUAAAUCAGUUGUUCUUGGAGGUACUGGUUUCACUUUUCAAGUAUCUGAAGACGAAUACAAUAUCAUCAAAUAUCCUACAUCGGCAAUCGUUAUUGGAAGAUCUGGGACUGGAAAAACCACUUGUAUUGUGUUCCGACAAAUUGCUUCAUAUUUAAUGAAAUCUAGUCACAAACUCUUCAAGGCUCCAUCAUUAUACAACAAUGUCAUAGAGGAAAGCGUUUUUAACAAAAGGCAGAUAUUUGUCACAGUGAGUCCUACUCUGUGUACCCGUGUUAAACAAUACUUUAACCGAUUAAGAGAGUCUGCAAUGCUUGCGGAAAAAAAGAUGUCAUUCACUCAAUUUUACGAAUAUAUAAAGAAGAAAGAUGAAGAAAAUAUCGAUAGCAAUCCUGAUGAUUCAUUGAUUGAGGAAGACGAAGAGGAGAAGCUACUAGGCGACAUACCGAACUCAUUUCGACAGUUAACAGAUGACCAUUUCCCAUUGUUCAUCACCUACGAAAAGUUCUCUCAAAUGCUCGAGGGAACAUAUGAAAUUGAUGUUAAUAAGCUAUGGAUGACAAAACAAGAAUUUGACACAAAUGAUGUUGAUAAGGAUGAGAAAUACAAUCCUAUGCCAUCUUUUGUUGACACCUCUAAAAAAUCAUGGGCUCAUCGUGUAACCUUUAAUCUUUUUCAAAAAAAAUAUUGGAACCAUUUUAGUGAUCAUUAUAGACGGAAACUAGACUCUGCUCUAGUUUAUACUGAAUUUUCUAUCAUUAAAGGUUCAAAUCCUGAGGUAGAAUGUUUAUCAAGAGAAGAAUACUUAUCCGUUAAUACAAAAAAAUAUCCUAUAUUUUGCGACCGUAAUGUGAUUUAUGACUUGUUUGAACGAUAUGAAAAGAUGAAAAAGCUUAAUUACGAUUAUGAUUCAAUAGAUCGAACACGAGCUGUCUUGCGUUGCGCUAAAAAGAAACCACUUGGUGGCCCACACAUCCACGAAAUAUAUAUCGAUGAAUGUCAAGACAACCAAAUUGUUGAUUUCUCGCUUAUCAUGAAACUCUUUGACCAAGUUGAUUGUAUUUUUUUGGCCGGAGAUACUGCGCAGUGCAUUGCUCGAGGAUCAUCUUUCCGUUUUCAAAGUGUACUUUCCUUGAUGUAUCAAUGGGAACUCAUUCGGUCUCAAACCAAUCCAAAUUGGCAUGGUACUUUCAAACCACAACGAUUCGAGCUAAAUACCAAUUAUCGUUCUCAUAAUGGAAUUCUUCGGCUUGCUUCAUCCGUUAUUGACCUUAUUCAGUGCUUUUUUCCCGAGUCUAUCGACAAGUUGCCAAAAGAACGUGGCGAAGUUGGUGGACCACGACCUCUCAUAUUUAAAGGAUAUCAAGAUAAAACAUUUAUUUUUAAUUUUUUCUCUGCUGGCGGACAAUCAGGUGAUCCCAUUGAAUUCGGCGCAGAGCAAGUGAUUAUCGUACGUGACGAAGAUGCUAAAAAACACGUUAAGAAAUCUAUUGGAAAAGCUUGUCAAAUUUUGACAAUCUUUGAGGCCAAAGGCAUGGAAUUUAACGAUGUUCUUUUGUAUAAUUUUUUUACUAACUCACCAGCGGGUAACAAGUGGCGGCUAAUUCUUUCCGCUAUAGAAGGAUAUUCUGGAGGCGUGCAAACUUUAUCAUACGAAAAGCAUUAUAUACUUUCUUCAGAGCUAAAGCACCUCUAUGUUGCAGUGACCAGAGCUCGGGAACAUAUUUGGAUUUUUGACGAAGACUCUAGACUAAGCGAACCAAUAUGGAAAUACUGGGAUCACCACGGAUUGGUCAAAGGAAAGUGUGAUGGAGAUGGAACUCCAUUCCCUAAUUUGGCUAAAGAAAGUGACGUAAAAGAAUGGAACAGAAAGGGAAGGCAAUAUUUUGGACAGCGGCAAUACGAACAAGCAAUUUUUUGUUUUGAAAAAAGUAAAAAUAUGGAGGGGCUCAAUUUAGCGAAUGCAUAUCUCCUUCGACAGGUUGCCCGAGCCUCUAUACAUGAUUCCGAUGAAACAACUGUAAAGUCAAACUUUAUUAAAGCUGCUGAGAGUUUCAAAAAAUGUUCUCGACCAGUUCAAGCAGCUUCAUGCUAUCAGGACAUUGGAAUGCAUGAAGAAGCAGGUGAUGUUUAUGCUGAUUGGGAAAUAUUCGAGUCAGCUGCAGAUUGUUAUUUUAAAGGCAAAAGCUGGAAGAAGGCAGGUUCGAAUUAUGAAAAAGUCAAGAAGUACGCGGAAGCCGUUACUGCCUAUAAAAACGGUGGAUAUUAUGAUACUGUAGUUGACUUGAUGCAAAGGCAACAAAUUGAUGACAAAACGUUUCGCCGAAUUAGUCGGCUUGUAAACAUUCAUUAUUGCCGAGAAGACAAUAAGGAGAUGAGUAAAAAAGCUCUUCAAAUUAUUCCGACGCAAGAAGAACGAAUAGAACUUCUAGCUGAUCAUGCUCCAAAUAAGCUCCUUGAAGUCUACGAGAAAAGUAAACAAUUUCGUGAUGCUGGUAAAUUCUUACGUUCGUGCGGAAAGUUCGAGGAAGCUGCAUCUAUGUUCAGUCGCUCCACUAAUGACGAUGAUAUUACUGAGUCGUUAAAUUGCCUUUUACACCCAUAUCGAGUAAAAAUACUUGAUAAUAUGAAAAGUAUGAAUUUUGACACUCCACAGAAGCUACGAGGUCUCCUUCGCAAGGCAACUGAAAUAGUAAAAUUGAAAACAUCAAAGACAUUAAAAAAAGAAAAGGAAUUUAAGAUCCUUAUUGAAGAGAUCCAACUAUAUUCAGCAUAUUUAGAUAAUGAUUUCAAUAGAGUCUAUAAGUGUGUAAAAUUUUCUCAAGAGAAUGAAACACCUGUUCUCGAGUUUCGUGCGGUAAACAUAUGGCUUCAGAUGCCAAAAACAAAAAUUCAGAUAGAGUACUGGCACGAACGAUUACAAUACCUUUUAAGACUAUGUGAGCUGGCCUUUCCUUUUAUAGCACCACCACGUAAAGACGUUAUCAAUAAUGAGAAAAUUCGCAAAGAUUUUGAAGCUAUUUUUUUUAUAUGUAAGGUAGAGGACCAACCUUUAAAGCGGAAAAUUCCUUCUGAUAGUACUCUCCUUGAUUUCAUUAAUGAAUUAAAUUGCAAAAAUGACGAAGGAAAUGCGGUAGAAGUAAUGGACGUGCAAUAUGUUUAUAAUGUGAACAAUUUGCAUCUAAUAAUUUCACAAUUUCUUGCCUCUUAUAUUUUUGAGCUUCUUGAGAACGCAGAUCAUACUGGACGAACGAUUCCAGAAAUAGAUUCUAAAAUUUGUUAUGAAUUUGCAUCCUCGGGUAAAUGCAUUGCAUCUUUAAAUAGGCAUCAUAAAUGCCAAGAUAACCACAUAAAACCAACACCAACGAUUUUGUACAAACAUCUAUUGCUUAUAUGUCUUCAAUAUGCAGUAAUGCGAAAUAUGCUUGUAUUAUAUCAUCGUCGCAUACUUAAGGAAGACCAAAGUUUUAGUGUCCUUCAUCGACAGAAAUAUUGGGCUGAAAAAUUAGUUGAUCAUCUUUUUCGCUAUCAAUCUCCACAAACAAGUUGUCCUGAGAUUUCACAUAUAGUGAUCCGCAAUCAUCUUAACAAUAUACGCAAAGGUUUCAUUGACCUCGCAAAUAAAGUAUGGCUACGAAAUAAAUUCGAUAAUGGUAGAAACUUUGGGGUCAUGUUAAAAUACAUGUUCGUUCUUCAGCAGUUGCAGCAUAAAUGGAGUAUCAAUAGGUUCUAUUGGGAGAUGAAAAAUCUUUAUUCUUAUAAUUCAACGAUUGGUUUUGAAUACGAUCAAACAUGUCAUCGUUAUAUUUCGGUUGGAAAGCGUCUUUCUUCAUUUUUUUUUGAUCUUAAUUCUGGUAAUGUGAUAUCAGCGAUCCGUAAUGCGAAGGUAUUUAUUCACUAUGCCAUAAAAGAUAUUCAUCAAGUCAGCAUAAUGAAAAAAACCGAAGCACUUGGCGAUCUUACAUCUCUUAUUGAGUUUAUGACAUCAUUAGUUUUCGCGAAUCGUCCUGGAACUUGCGAUUUUUGUCUUCCUCAAAGUUAUUUGGUUAAUUAUUUUUAUGCAUUUAAUGUGAAACCACUCCUUUCAAACCAAGAUAAUCACAAUAAAUAUAAUAUGGUAGAUUAUCAAAAUGCAAUUUUAGAUUCUUUUAGCCUAUCUUGUCAGCUUCUCGACCAGUUUAAACUUAUUAAAAUUUAUCGAUCGCCAAUUAUCCUUCGGUUGAUACGACUAUUAAUCCUUAUUGGUUGGAACGAAUCCACUUUCGCAUCAAAGGUAUUAGAUAAAUUUAAACGCAUGAGUUUACAGGUUUUCACUUUCUCUGAGAAGAUCAAAAAAUAUCUGGAAGAGCAACAUAUGGGACGGCUUGUAAAAAUUCUAAUUAAGGAUCUUAGUGAAACAGGCUGCGAUUCCUUAGUCAUAGUUUUCUACCGCAGGGAAGGCAUAUCUAGAUUUUUUGAACUGGAGAAGGGUGGCGCUAAGAUACUCAAAUAUAUUUCUAGUGAAGAAUUUAAAUCCUCCCUUUGGAAAAUCGUAUCUCCGCUAGCUAUCAAAGGAAAAGCCUCCGUAGACGCCUUUUUUAAUCAAAAAAAAGAUGAGAAUAAUGAGCAGAAUGAAAUUUCUCAAGAUAACCUGGGAUCUGCCGUGGAAAUUCAAGAUUGGUUCCAACAGAUUGGUGAAACUCCCAGUGCCAACGAAAAUGCCGAAAAAAUACAAAUAUGGUUUCGCUCGAUUCUUAAUCGACGAAGCAAAUAUGUUCGAGAUAAAACCCUAGAUAAAAUUUACGAUGAUAUGAAAGAUUUUUGCCAAAAUGACUCUCACUGGAAAGAUGCUUUGAAACUAAAGGGAAAAGAGGUGGUACGCAAGUAUAUUAUUCUCUUAAGAGGUAUUACAUAUGAUAUUAUCGUGAAGCUUGAUAAAAUGGAAGGCGAAUUGGAUUUAAUCAGAAAUAAGUUAAAAAGAAAAAUUAGUAGCACUUCUGAUUACGAUAUUAUGGAUACCUGUAUAAAUUUAGAAGAUGACCUAAGGUCUGAUCAUUAUGAGAAUGUUAAAGGUGCUCUGAGAUCGCUAUCUACGACUGAAAAUAUGAUAAAGCAUAAAGAAGCAGAUAUUAAGUGGUUGGAAAGUGAAUUUCAGAAGACGAAUGAUAUCAUUAUCAAUAUUUCACAAUGGAUAGGUGAUUGCAAGACUACCAUAAAGAAAUUCUGA
Molecule: messenger RNA, 6840 nt
Organism: Dentiscutata heterogama
Lineage: Eukaryota; Fungi; Glomeromycota; Glomeromycetes; Diversisporales; Gigasporaceae
Source: the annotation of a GenBank genome assembly